CCAGUAUCUCCCGUCCACUCAUUAUGCCAUCAAAGAUAAGGGACUGAUAUUACAUGCCUAUCCAUGAUGCGUUUGACAGAACCGUACUCACUUGGAUUGUGGUCCGGAGAAAUGCCAGUUCCCAUACGGUUUCGGGACUGUCGCUUUGUCCCUGGCCCAAGAUCAUCAAUGAAAAAGGAGAUGGUACCUAGGGAGGUAGGGGAAGAGGAAUUUCCCACAUACCAGCUCUUUGGUAUUGUUCUUUUUAGACAAUACUAACGGACUCGACGCACGGAUAAUGUCUUUGAGCCAACAUCUUCUGCGACUGUGUCGACCAUGAGUUCUCGGAAUUACCCUGCAUUACACGAGAAAGAUUUCAAAAUGGUGGUGAGCGAGUAUACCAUGCACUUUGAGGGGACGGGUGACGAAGACGACGACGACGACGAUAACAAUAACAACAAGGACCAGACCACAUGUCCUUCUCGACAACAACGAGAUGACAAUUCAAGUGGACGAGAAAAGGACGCCGUUCAUUUCAGCGACUCGUACUACGAAUUCGCGACGGCCGCGUACGAAAUGAAUUGGAGCACUCGAUUCCACUACGCCCCCUUUUCGCCCACCGACACCCUACACUCGGCCCAAUGUUUCUACGAACACCGCGUCGCGUUGCUGCUGGGUCUCAAGCCGGGGAUGAAGGUGUUGGACGUGGGAUGUGGCAUCGGCGGACCGGCGAGAGAGAUGGCGAGGUUCACGGGUUGCGAGGUGGUCGGUAUGAGUAUCAACCAGGCCCAGAUCGACCGAGCCAUCCGGUUGACGGCCGAAGAAGGAUUGACGGAUAAAUGUACUUUUGUCAGGGGUGAUUUUUUGAACAUGCCUUUUGCUCCUAAUUGCUUCGACGCCGCUUUCGCCAUAGAAGCCACAUGCCACUCACCCUCUUUGUGUGCGGUCUACACAGAAACCUGUCGUGUACUGAAACCGGGCGCCACGUUCCUGGUGAGUGAAUGGGUAUUGACACCCGAGUUCGACCCCUCAAACGCCAAACACGUCGACAUGAGAAGGCGCAUCGAAAGGGGCAACGGUGUCGUCAAUCUACACACCAGCCUCGAAGCACGAGAGGCAAUGCUGUCAUCUGGAUUCGAUCCGGAACAUGAAGAGAAUUUUGCAAACUACCAUGACUAUUUGAGACGUCGUCGCGGUACUGCUCCGAACAAUCAGACCGUCAUCGAGGACGAGGGAGGAGUACAACGACGACAACGUCGACGACAACAACAAAUCACUUCUCCUGUUCUGGUCCCAUUUUCUUCAUCUCCAUCUCCCGCGACGUCGUCAUCCUCGACCUGGUCGUCACCACCAAACUACCGCCCCGCUCCACCUUCUUCGUCAAUCUCUACGACCGUCUGGGCAUCUCCGAAACACCGAGAAUGGUGGUGGAUGUUGCAGGGUCGCACCGGCCUGGCGACGACCUGGACCGACUGGUGGACGACCUGGAAAAUGUCCCCUUGGGCCCGGAGAGCUUGUUACUUUCUGGUCUGGUCGCUCGAGAAGAUGGGGUACCGUCGCGCCCGGGGCGUGUGCGAGGCCAUGGACACGAUGGCCCUGUGCGUCGACAGCGUCGCCGAGGCCGGGAGGGAAGGGAUCUUUUCGCCCGCUUGGUGGUUCUUGGGGAGGAAGGAGAAGAAAACACCCCGAGACCUAAAUAACAUCCAGUCGAUAGCCCAGUAA
This is a messenger RNA of Exophiala oligosperma, 1701 nucleotides long. RefSeq lists its product as uncharacterized. The transcript has 4 exons. The record is from RefSeq and is a predicted model, not a curated record. Gene Ontology annotation, molecular function: sterol 24-C-methyltransferase activity. Gene Ontology annotation, biological process: sterol biosynthetic process. Lineage: Eukaryota; Fungi; Ascomycota; Eurotiomycetes; Chaetothyriales; Herpotrichiellaceae. The coding region runs from base 316 to 1701 and encodes 461 amino acids. Gene Ontology annotation, cellular component: endoplasmic reticulum.